Plasmodium fragile is the source of this 3642-nucleotide messenger RNA. RefSeq lists its product as uncharacterized. Gene Ontology annotation, molecular function: phosphoprotein phosphatase activity. The record is from RefSeq and is a predicted model, not a curated record. The transcript is spliced from 9 exons. Bases 1 to 3642 code for a protein of 1213 amino acids. Lineage: Eukaryota; Apicomplexa; Aconoidasida; Haemosporida; Plasmodiidae.
AUGCAGAACUUGAGACGAAAGCCCAAGAAAGAGGGAGAAAACAUCAUUCUAAAGUUAGAACACAAUACAUUAAUGGAAAAAGUGGAGUAUCAGGUAGUACCGAAAUAUUUUUUACUAAACGAUGACAAGAAUAAGGAUGUCUACUGCUUGCUGAAGAAAACGAAUUAUAAGAAGAGCGAAAAGGAGCUGAUGAAUGGGGAACAAGAGAAAAAAUUACUCAAAAAGGGACAAGGAGAGAACGAAAAUUAUGAUGGGAUACUCAGUUUGGUUUCAAGUCAUAACAAGACUGGCGUGUGCAAAUUGGGAUCCCCCGAUUCCUUCCUCAGUUGUCAUUAUAUAUGUGAAGAAAGAAAUGCUGCUCAUGGGGGGACCAUCAAAGAGGCAGACGCCAAAAGCGUGCAAAGUAGGGAAAACAACAAAAAUGUUAUUAACGAGUUAGGCGAACAGAAAUAUAAGUUGGCGAAUCGAAACCCUAUUCAUCUUACUCCGAAUGGUAAAAGCGUGGGGACAACAAAAAAUGACAACACACGUUUUAGGAAGGACUAUUUUGUACGUCUAUUGAGAAAUUCUUCCAAAAAGAUUCUAUGUUCAGCUGAAAAAGUAAAAAAUUUUAAAAACUUAUUUUUGAAAAUAAAAAGGAAGGAUGAGAAUUUUUUUUGCGAUUCAAAGGAGGGAGCAGACAACCUGGGACAAAGUGUAACAGGCGAAUGUCCUCCAGCUCAGGGGUGUGUGAUAUCCCCAAGGGGGGAGGGCGAAGCGGAGGAAAGUGCGAAGGAAUAUAGAAGAGACGAAAACAAAAUUGUUACGAUUUCUUGUACAGCCAAGCUAAACGGAAAAGGAAGAAGAACAGGCAGAAGGAACGGCAAAGCCUUUAGUGAGCACUCCCCCAAAAAUAACAGAAUGAAAAAGGAAGAAAACCACCUCAAGUGUAAUUAUGAUAUGUUGACAAAUGAUAAAAAGGAACACAAAUACAUUUUAGAUAAUUCCCUAAAUGAUAACACGAAAAAAACUUAUGCUGUAAAGUAUGAGGAUGAAAGUAAAAGCGUAAAUUAUUUGGAGAAAAUUUUAAAGGACAAAAAAAACAGAAUGAAUAAUCUCCUUCUUUUAAACAUCGAAAGAGAUAGGCCAUUCAAGCCAAAGCAAAUAACAAAACUUAGCAGGCUCAAAAGAACUAGUGGUACAAUCUCGUAUGGAGACAAAUUUCACAAACAGGUCUUGCAUCAAAGUGACCAUGGCGCUACAUUUGAAUAUUGCGCAUCAGACAUGAAUAUAAAACAUUGUGCUAUCGGAGGGAAAGAGAAGAGACUCUCGUUAGAGGAUAAAAAGGAUGUUGCAUCCCAUCGUAGAAAUGAAGAACACAUGGGAGAUUUUAUGAGGGAAAACAAUGCCAACUUUAUUUUUUGUAAAAAUUCGAUGAAGGAAGAUAAAAUGGACAAAAUGAAGAUGAAGGGGGUGCACAUCUGCAGUAGCAAUAAGAAAAUAACUGCACCGUUUGUGCGUAGAACGACGAAGAAGGGGAAGGAGGAAAAUGCUAAGACGGUGGAAAGUGGGCACAAGGGUCGGAAGGACCACACUGAUAGGGAUGAAUAUCGUGUGAGGCAAAUUAUGCAAUACAAUGAAAAGUGCAAAGUGGACGUGAAACAAAGCAGAACGCGCAACCACGUUAAGGAUCACCCUGCACAUGAGACUCAGUUGUGGAAGACAUGGGCUCUCUGUGUACAACAGAACAAAAAUGAUGAUCCCCCAGAGGUUCUUGCGAAGGUUAAUAUAUCCAAUGAGGAACAUCAAGGUAAAGUUAGACGUACCAUCAAAGUUGUUGCAGAAUUGGAGAAAUGUGACCCAAUCGCAGUUCCACAGACGAAUUGUGGUUAUGAGACUGACCAAGUUUGUAAAAACGUUAGUGAAAAAAUGGGGAAGCAAGGGGAGGAUACUUUUCAUCCCUGGUGCGAACAAAAGGGGAAGACAAACAGGGGGGGAGAGCCACCCGGUGAGGGUAUACACGUGAAGAAUAUAAACACCAUGCCGGCAUCCUCCCAACACACAUCAAUAAUCGAGGACACAAUUAACAGACCGAAUAACAAAAAGGAAGAAAAAUGUAGCAAAAAGAAACUCUUCUUUUUUGAAAAAAAUAAAAUGAGGAUAAAAAAUUUUAUUAAUAAAAAUGAGAUAUUUAAUUUGUCCACACAAGAAGAGAGUACAAAAAUGAAAAGCGAAAAGAUAAACACGCGAGUGAGCAGUGCAUCGAACAAAUUUCCCCCACACAGGUUUGCAUCACCGAAUGACUCUAUAAGCAAAUUUGGGGGCUUAGCAAUGGUUAGUGGUUUAAAUCACGCUUAUAAUAGUAGCAUGGUCAAUAAAAAAAUACCCGCGAAAAAGAUAAAAGUGGAAGAAGAAGUCCUUUCUGCGUAUCCAGUAGAAGUGGACGACACGAAAAAGAAACGUGAGGAUCACACACCUAUGGAUGAAAAAAGAAUAACGCUUAUGGAGGAUGUAAGCACAGACACGGAUGUUUUAAUGCGGGUUUUGAAUGCACGUGAAGGUGAUCCCCGUGCAAAUGGAAGCACUGAUGAAGACAGCCAAAUUUGCGAACAGUGUAGCAACACGGACCGUUCGCAUAAUUACACGAAUGCGGUCAAUGAGGAUGAAAAGUGUAACCAGGACAUGGCAUACGAUAAACAGAAAUUACUGAUGAAGGAUUUAAUAACCAGCGUAUCCAAGGAAAGGAAUUAUGACAGUCCUUAUGAGCAGAAAAAUGAAGACACCAAAAUGGAACGAAAAAUAAAUGGGUUAAAAAGGAAGAAAAGAAAUUUUCGAUCGUAUUUUAUGAAGCUUAGAUCCUUCCUCUUUUUCCAUCAUAGAAAGAGGACCAGCACAUUGGUCUCCCGCACCACAGAAAAUGGAUCCAAUAAAGUCAUUAGAAAAAAGAAGUUUCAUUUAAAAAGGAAAAAAAAAAUAAAAAAAUUGAAAAGUCUACGGUUGCUAAACAUAUAUAGCUCGAAGAAAAUGAUGGACAAAAGCAGCAAUGAAAAGGAAGCAAAUAGCCAUUGCGAAAAUUACCAAACGCAGGAAUUUUUGUUAGGAGAACAGAGGGAACAAGAAAGGGGGAGGAAGACCAUCGUGCUGGACCUAGACGAGACUCUUGUUCAUAGCACGUUACGGGAUGAGAGGUACAAUUCUUUCAGGAUUCCCAUCGAAAUGGGUGACGCACGCUGCGUAAUUUAUGUGAAUAAGAGACCAGGCGUGGAGCAUUUUUUUAAGGAAAUAUCGAAAUAUUACGAAGUGGUCAUUUUCACAGCUAGCUUACCCAAGUAUGCAAACGCUGUUAUCGACCAGUUGGACAAGGACAACAUCUGUGCUUACCGACUGUUUAGGGAAUCCUGUACCUUUUGGAAUAAUAACUAUGUGAAGGAUUUAAGAAUAUUGGGACGGGACUUAAACAAAGUCGUUAUCAUUGAUAAUUCGACCUUCGUCCAUAAAUUUUGCGAAGACAACUGCAUCUUAAUCAAAAGCUGGUUUGACGACCCAACUGAUAAGGAGCUUUACAAAUUAAUCCCCUUUUUAAAAAAAUUGUCAAAGAAGAAAUCAGUUAUACGUGAACUGAGAAAGUAUAACAAGAAAAAGAAGAAAAAAAGAAAAUUUUAA